Messenger RNA from Lathyrus sativus (Indian pea), 351 nucleotides. The record is from the annotation of a GenBank genome assembly. NCBI's taxonomy places the organism in Eukaryota, Viridiplantae, Streptophyta, Magnoliopsida, Fabales, Fabaceae.
AUGUAUCUUGGAUGGGCCAAAAGACAAGGCCGUGAAGGAAGGAUUGUUGACAGAUGUCAGAUCGAGAAUGAAGGAAUUGAUUCAGAAACUAUAGAGUUUGAAUUUGAAUAUGCUUAUGGCUAUCUUUUAGGGGAAAAAGGAGUUCACCAUUUGAUAAAGGGUUCUCCAAAUGAAUCUUCUCAUCUUGAGACUAGCUCAGCAACUGUCGAUGUUAUUCCGUUGUUCCUAGAGAAUGCUUGUGAUUUUGAGAUUGAUUCAGUGGAUUUGAUUAUCUCAUCUCCCUCGACUCAUGGAAAACGGAAAAAACAAAUUGAGUGUAAUGUUUGCAUUCAGCGUGUACCUACUAAAUGA